AUGCUCUUCUCCGCAUUUAUUAUCGAUUUAGCACUCUUGCUGCAAUCGACACAAUCGCUCGCCCGUCCCCUGGCAGAAACUACAACCUAUGCCCUAACCGUUAUCGAAGAAACCACCAUCCCGCACAUCUUUGAGAAUGUUGCGGCUCGUUACGAUGGGGACCUACUUGUCACUUCUAUCAAUUCGCCAGUCCUUUAUCAAGUCUCUCCAGUCGUAGCAAAGGCUCCAGCUGUCGUGGCGGUCAUCCCUGAUGCUACUAGUCUACUUGGUAUUGCAGAGCUGGAACAGGACGUUUUCUACGUAAUCGCCUCGAAUCUUACGACAUUACCCGCCGCCCCUGGAUCAAAUGCAGUUUGGAAGGUAGACUUCAACGAUCGUUCUUGUGCGCCUGGGACUGUUGACAAAACACAUGCAACUGCAUCACUCGUUGCGCAGGUAUCCACCGCAGCAACACUCAAUGGCAUGUGCCGUCUGGCGAAAAAUGAUACUUCGACUUUGCUCAUGGCGGACUCCACUUCAGGGGACGUCGUAAGGCUCGAUGUCAAUACCGGCAGCUACGAAGUGGUCAUGGAUGAUAUGACUAUGGAGAAUGGACCAUCUGGUCUACAAAUUGCAAUUGAUGGCCUUCACAUGCAUGAUUCUUAUCUUUAUUUUACCGACCUAAACCAGGGCAUCUUUGCAAGAAUUCCAGUCUCUCUGACAGAUGCUCACCCCACCGGUCCCGUCGAAAUCAUUGUCAACGGUACAGCUGGCGAUGAUUUCGUUAUUUCGGAAGAUGGAAAGAAAGCAUGGGUCGCUAUGAAUGGGCAGAGUAAAUUGGUGGAGAUUGAUAUUCCACGCAGGGACGCGCGAGUUGUCGUUGAAUCUACGUACUUGGCAUCAGCUUCGGCAGUAGCAUUUGGAAGAACUAGGUUGGAUGAUUGCAGCUUAUAUAUUUCUUCCGGUGGCGAACUUGAUCCAAAUUCUAACAGUACUGGAACCGGUGGUCUUGUUGUUAGAGUGGACCUGUAA
This is a messenger RNA of Talaromyces amestolkiae, 1011 nucleotides long. RefSeq lists its product as uncharacterized. Bases 1 to 1011 code for a protein of 336 amino acids. The record is from RefSeq and is a predicted model, not a curated record. Lineage: Eukaryota; Fungi; Ascomycota; Eurotiomycetes; Eurotiales; Trichocomaceae. The transcript has a single exon.